Molecule: messenger RNA, 3549 nt
Organism: Chlorella variabilis
Lineage: Eukaryota; Viridiplantae; Chlorophyta; Trebouxiophyceae; Chlorellales; Chlorellaceae
Exons: 24
Coding region: 1-3549 (1182 amino acids)
Biological process (GO): phosphorylation
Molecular function (GO): ATP binding; kinase activity; starch binding
Source: RefSeq, a predicted model, not a curated record
AUGCCGCGGCAGCAGCGGGGCCGUAGGCAGCAGCCGGCACGCCCCGCGCGCGGGCUGGCGGCGCCUGUGUGCGCCCAGGGCGGCGGCGACGACGUGCUUGUGCGCUUCUCUGUGCAGCGGGAGGUCAAGUUUGGGGAGGCGGUGCGCCUGGUGGGCAGCCACCCCUCGCUGGGGAACUGGAAGGUGCGCAAGGCGCCGAGCAUGGGGUGGCGGGAGGGGCACAUCUGGGUGGCCGAGGUGGCGCUGCCGCCGGGCACCGCCCUCGAGUUCAAGUGCGUGCGCGUGAAGGGCGAGGACGGCGGCGACGGCAGGUGGGAGGACGGCGACAACCGCUCCCUGGUGGUGCCCGCCGGCGGCGCCUCCUCGCUGUCUGUGCUGCUGGAGUGGGGCGGCGAGAUGCACGUGCAGGCGGCCGGCGCCGGCGAGGAGCUGCCCGGCCUGGAGGGCGCCCACCAGCAGCAGCGCGAGCGCGAGUGGGAGCGCAGCCGCAGCGGCAGCGGCAGCGACAGCGACGACUCCUGGGCGCCGCCCUCCUCGGGCGGCAGCGGCUCCAGCUUCGACGACUCCAUGGCCCUGCUGCCGCAGUGGCAGGGCAAGGAGCUGCGCUUCAUGCAGUCAAACGAGCACAGCAGGGACCGGCGGGGCGUGUGGGAUACCGCGGGGCUGGAGGGCCCCGCGCUGCACCUGGUUGCGGGCGACCGCGAUGCCGCCAACUGGCUGGGCAAGCUGGAAGUCGUGAAGAAGCUGCUGGUGGACAACGCCCCCGAGCUGCGCCCCAGCCUGGACGCCCUGGCCCACGCCUACAUCUACAUGCAGUGGCUGGCCACGGGGGCGGUGGAGUGUGUGGAGGGGGGCGGACACCACCGGCCCAACCGCCACGCCGAGCUGGCGCGCUCCAUGUUCAGGUCUCUGGAGUGGGUGAUUGGCGAGCAGGGCCACGUGUCGCCCGCGGUGGCGCUGGCCGGGCGGCGCCUGCAGAGCCGCCUGCCCUCCUUCACCGAGCAGUUCACGCAGAGCGUGCCGCUGACGCGCAUCCGCGACAUUGCGCACAGGAACGACAUCCCGCGGGACCUCAAGGCCGAGAUCAAGCACACGCUGCAGAACAAGCUGCACCGCAACGCGGGUCCCGAGGACCUGCACACCACUGAGGCCAUGCUGGCGCGGGUGACGGCCAACCCCGGCGAGUUCUCCGAGUCCUUUGUGCACGAGUUCCGCGUGUUCACCGCGGAGCUGCGGGACUUCUUCAACGCGGGUAGCCUCACGGACAUGCUGAACGACGUGCGCCCGGGGCUGGACGAGGCCUCUGCCAAGCUGCUGGACCACUUUGGCUGGGUGAAGGGGGAGCUGGAUGCGGCGGGGGAGGGGGCGGACCAGAACAAGCUGAUCGACGUGCUGCACGCCGCCACCUCUGUGCGCGCCCUGCUCAUGUCGGGGCUGUCCAGCGGCCUGCGCAACGACGCGCCCGACCGCGCCAUGGCCAUGCGCCAAAAGUGGCGGCAGUGCGAGGUGCGCGCUGAGGACUACGCAUUUGUGCUGCUGUCCCGCUUCAUCAACAGCCUAGAGUACCAGGUGGGUGUGUGCUGUACUGGUGUGUCAUGUCAACAUGUGUGUGGGUGGGAUGGGUGGGUGGGUGGGCGACACGCAACCGGCAAGGCCACGCCUGAACGAGCUGGAGGCCUGGCAGAAGGCGGGAGGCUUCUCGCAGCGGGACAACGCGCUGAGGCAACACUCCAACAGCGCCCUGCCCCGCUCCCCUCCCCUCCCCACAGGCUCAAGGCCACGCUGCAGCGCCUGCGCCGCCUCACCGAGGCCUACAGUCAGCUCAUGCUGGAUGCCUACUCGGGGCGGGCGGCGGCCAUGGGGCGGGCGCUGGGGCUAGAGGUGGAGCGAUACAUGGUGUUCACCGAGGCCGAGAUCCGCGCCUCCCUCGUCUUCCAGCUCUCCAAACUUUCCUCCCUGCUCAUCAAGGCCACCAACAUCUGCGCGGGCGGCUCCCCCUGGGAUGUGGUGAUGGCGGGCAGCGCAGAGGGCCUGCUGCUGCGCGUGCCGGCGCUGGAGCCCGGCUGCCUAGAUGCGGCGCACGGCCAGGCAAGCAGGGCACAGCGCUGCACAACAGCAGGGGCGCAGGACGCCAUCCUGCUGGUCCAGGGGGCCACAGGGGAUGAGGAGGUGGCGGCGCUGGGGCCCAACCUGCGCGGCAUCAUCCUGCAGCACGACCUGCCCCACCUCUCCCACCUGGGCGUGCGCACGCGGCAGGAGGGCGUGCCCUUUGUGACUUGUGAAGACAAUGAGGCGGUGGCCUGGGCUGCCGAUUCGCUCAUGGGCCAACGCGUGCGGCUGGAGGCCAGCGCCGAUGGCGUGUCCAUUUCCGCCGCCGCCGCCGGCGGGGCCGCCGCCAACGGCAACGGCAGCAGCAGCAAGAACGGCAGCAGCAACGGCAGCGGCGCGGCGGCACGCAGGCCCGCGGCCAGCGCGGGCGCCGUGGAGCGGGUGCGCAGCGUGACGGUGGUGCCGCUGGAGGAGGCCACGGUGGCGACAGCUGGCGCCAAGGCAGCCUCCUGCGGCGAGCUGCUGCGCCUGGCGGCGGCAUGCAGCACCGCCGCCGCCUCGGCCGCCACCGCCGCCAACGGCAGCAGCACCAGCACGGCGAUCAUGUCGGCUCCGGACGGCGUGGUGCUGCCUUUCGGCUGCAUGGAGGCGGCCGCGGCGGCCGACGGCAAGCAGGAGCGGCUGGCGGGCCUGAUUGGCCAGCUGGAGGGCGCCGUGGCGGGGCUGGCGCAGGCCGGCGGCGGCGGCAGCGCCAGCGGGCUGGCCGCGUUGGAUGCCGUGUGCGGCGACAUCCAAGGCCUGUUGGCGGGGCUGACCAUUUCGCAGCAGGCCCUGCAGCGCGUGGCGGGCGCCUUCAAGCCGGGCGCCACCGUCAUCGUGCGCAGCUCGGCCAACGUGGAGGACCUGGCGGGCAUGUCGGGCGCCGGGCUGUAUGACUCCAUCCCCAACGUGGACAGCGGCAACCCCGGCGCGCUGCAGGCGGCGGUGGCGGGCGUGUGGGCUAGCCUGUUCAGCCGCCGCGCGGUGCUGAGCCGGCACGCGGCAGGCGUGCCCCAGGAGGCCUCCUGCAUGGCUGUAGUGGUGCAGCGCCAGCUGGCGCCUGACCUCUGCUUCGUGCUGCACACCCGGCACCCAGUGACGGGCGACGCCGAUGUGCUGUCUGCUGAGCUGGCGCCCGGGCUGGGAGAGACGCUGGCGUCAGGCACCCGUGGCACGCCCUGGCGCAUGGAGGCAGACAAGCGCACCUCCGCCGUCACCACCACCGCCUUUGCCAACUUCUCCAAGGCGCUGCUGCCGCCUGGCGGCCCCGCCGUGGUAACCGCUGCCCGCUGGCUCCUGCCUUGCCCCCCUGCAGUGUCGGAGGAGGUGCGCAAGGGGGUGGGCAUGCGGCUGCUGGCGGUGGCUGCAGCCCUCGAGCACGAGUUUGGCGGGGCACAGGAUGUGGAGGGCUGCUUCGUGGGCAACGACCUCUACGUGGUGCAGACUCGCCCCCAGCCCUGA